Molecule: messenger RNA, 6006 nt
Organism: Manihot esculenta (cassava)
Lineage: Eukaryota; Viridiplantae; Streptophyta; Magnoliopsida; Malpighiales; Euphorbiaceae
Product: probable disease resistance protein At4g27220
Exons: 4
Coding region: 740-5749 (1669 amino acids)
Molecular function (GO): protein binding; ATP hydrolysis activity; ADP binding
Source: RefSeq, a predicted model, not a curated record
GUCUCUAGAAAAAAAAAAAGGAAAAGUCUCUGUACCGUUUUUGUGCGUUGACUGUUCCUCUCUCUAAUUCUCCUUACCUUUUUCAUCCUUCCGAGUCUUAUUUACCUCACUUCGAUUGACUGUAUGAAUUUUUUUAUUAAUUAUCAAAUCAAAUUAAUAAUUUUAUGAAAAAUAAAACCAAACUGAAGCAAAUUAAAUUAUUUAGUAAUUAAAUUAAAAUCUUAAUUCCUCCUCCCAUAAUCAUUUGUCUCACUCGGACGCUCACCGGUUACCUCCGGCCUACCUCUUCCGACUGCCCUGAAGUCCUGCCUUCCCGUAAAGCCUUGAUUCAACCUCCAACGAAUCCAAACCUUCCGCAGAAUCGCCAGAGUGAGAAAGGAGAGAUAGCCGAAACACUCCCCUCUCCUUUCCCCCUAUUCCAGCGCCUUCUAAGCUCCAGAGACCCAUCACCAAACUUGCGCAGUCCUUAUCAGCUGCCCGUGGUGUUCUGUUUCACCUGAAUCACUUCUGGGGCAAUAGAUCGAAAACCUUGGUUCAUAGAUUUCUCCCCUUCGAUUCGCACAAACGACAACACUCCACGUGGCCUGAACUCCUCCACGUACUUUCUCUACUUCCUGGCGUCCUUCAUUUUCAUUUUGGGGAACCCCCUCCGGUUGCCGGUGCAGAUAAUUUUCGGCAAGUCCAGUGGUGACAGCAUAUUCGUCUCACCUCCUUCGCACGUUCCUGAAGUGUUGAUGGUAUGGAGUUGUUGGGCAAAGUCAAGGAAAUAGCUGGACCAACUGUGGAACGAAUUUGGAACUUUGAGGAGAGAAGGCAAGCUCUCAAAAGAAAAGUGCAAGAGCUGGAAAGCAUGGAGAUUGACAUAAACUGUCAACUUAAAAUAAAGGAGUCAUUAUCUGGAAAGAAAAUAAAAAAUGAAGUUGAAAAUUGGUUAAUGAACGUAGAAAGGAUAAAAAAUGAAGUUAAGAGAACAGAACAGGCAGUGGAAGAAAGUAGAUGGAAUAGACUCAUGGGAGAGGGCAUGGAUAAAAUAACAGAAGAAGUGAUGGAGCUCAUUGAGAAAGGUAGGUUUCAAGGGGAGCUUGUGCUUGAUGUACAUGAGACAGGUGAGAAUUUAUUUAUUGCAGCAAAAGUAUUUAGUCAAGUUUUUCAAAUAAAUAAGGAUAAGAUUUGGGAAUAUUUAACGAAGGAUGAGGUUUUCAGCAUUGGCAUAUAUGGGAUGGGAGGAGUGGGUAAAACAACACUGGUGACACAUAUCCAUAAUCAGCUUCUAGAAAGUCAGAAUACUUUUCAUCAUGUUUAUUGGAUUACUGUAUCACAAGAUUUCAAUAUUUAUAAGUUGCAGAAUCUUAUUGCUAAAACUAUACAUUUGGAUCUAUCCAAUGAAGAUGAUGAGAAGAAAAGGGCUGCAAAACUGUCAAAAGCUCUAGUCCUGAAACAAAAAGUUCUCCUUGUUCUAGAUGAUUUGUGGAAUCAUUUUAGUCUAGAGAAAUUGGGUAUACCAGUUGGAGUGAAUCAAUGCAGGUUGAUUUUCACAACUCGUUCAUUAGAUGUAUGCCGGAGGAUGGGUUGCCAACAAAUUAUCAAAGUGGAGCCUCUUUCUGAAAAGGAAGCUUGGACCUUGUUCCUGGAGAAGCUAGGGGAAACACAUCAUCCAGAAGUUAACCGGAUUGCGAAAGCCAUUGCGAGAGAAUGUGCUGGCUUGCCACUUGCAAUUGUAACUAUGGCAGGAAGCUUGAGGGGAGUGGAUGAUGCAUGCGAGUGGAGGAAUGCAUUGCGGGAGUUAGAAGAAUCAAAAGGUACACAAGGUGACAUGGAAUCUGAGGUGUUCCGAAUAUUGAAAUUCAGCUAUGAUCGCUUAAUUGAUUCAGCUUUGCAACAAAGUUUCUUGUACUGUGCAUUAUAUCCUGAAGGUCACCAGAUCGACAGAAAGGAGUUGAUAGAGUAUUUGAUUGUUGAGGGAGUGAUAGGAAGAGGAAGUAGGCAAGCUGAAUAUGAUGAGGGUCAUACCAUUCUCAAUAGACUUGAAAAAGUUUGCUUGCUGGAAAGUGUUAGAGAAUUGGGGAGAAGAUGUGUGAAGAUGCAUGAUUUGAUUAGAGAUAUGGCCAUCCAAAUAAUGAAAGCGAAACCAUUAGUAAAGAUUAAAACCAGUGCACAAUUAUCAGAAAUGCCAGAUUGGGGAUAUUGGAUGGCCGAUCUUGUGAGAAUUUCAUUAAUGAAUAACCACAUAAAGGAAAUUCCUUCUGGCUACUCACCGAAGUGUCCCAAUCUUUCAACCUUGUUGUUGUGUGGAAAUGAGCAAUUGAGAUCAAUUGCUGGUUCUUUUUUUGAGCAACUGCAGGGGCUCAAAAUUCUUGAUCUUUCUGGCACAGGUAUAGCAGAAUUGCCCAAAUCGGUCUCUAACCUAGUUAAUCUCAAUGCAUUAUUACUUAAAUUUUGUUACAAUCUAAGGCAUGUGCCGUCAGUAGCAAAGCUUAGGGCAUUGAGGAAGUUGGAUCUUAAUAUUAGUGGACUUGAAGAAUUGCCUGAAGGCAUGGAAUUGCUGUCCAAUCUCAGGUAUCUGGGUCUCCUUCGCACUAAACUGAAGGAGUUACCACCUGGGAUAUUACCUAAGCUUUCUAGUCUGCAAGUCCUACUACUUGACCCAUCAUUAAUAGUUAAAGGAGAGGAAGUAGCAUCAUUGAGGAAGUUGGAAACUUUAAACUGCCGUUUUUAUGAUGUUGCUGCUGAGUUGAAACCCAUAUGUUCAAUAUUUGAAAGAUCAUCUUCGGCUUUCAUUGAUGAACCAGGUCAGAGUUACAGCUGCAGAGGAGAAGAUGCUCGACUUGAAGAAAUUCUUAUCUUCUUCAGAAGAUAUGGUGCUAUUUUUAUUUUAGGCAUGGAGAAUCUGGGAAAAGCCAUAGAAGUAGCUGCUUCAGUGGUGGAUUAUACUCUAAAUUUCAAGGAAAAGAAGGAGGUUCUUGAAAGAAAGUGGAAACAACUGGAAAGCAUUGAAGCUGACAUAAUUAUAGAACUAGAAAGUGCAGAAAAUAGGUCUGGUAAGAAACGAAAGAAUGAAGUUACAAAUUGGCUGAGUAAUGUAGCAUUGAUGAAAAAAGAAGUUCAGGACAUAGAAGAGAUAGCAGUGCAAGGCGGAUGGAGCAUACUGUUAGGAAGGCGUGUAGAGAAAAAGACUGAAGAAGUGAAAGAGCUUAUUGAUCAGAGGAAUAGAUUUCAAGGAGCACUUGUAUUUGAUGUGCAAGAGGAUUGUGGAGAUCGAUUGCUAGCCCCAAAAUUAGCGGGGCAAGCAUUUCAAAAGAAUCUUAGUGAGAUUCAGGAAUGUUUAAUGAUAGACGAGGUCUCCAUCCUUGGCAUUUAUGGGAUGGGAGGCGUUGGUAAAACAGCACUGGUAAUGAAUAUUCAUAACCAUCUUCUACUAAGAAGGGGAAAUGCAAAUGUUUAUUGGGUUUCUGUAUCACAAGACUUGAACAUUUAUAAAUUGCAGAGCCGUAUUGCCAAAACUAUUGGUUUUGAUCUUUCCAAUGAAGACGAUGAAAAGAAAAGAGCUGCAAAACUGUCGAAAGCUUUGAGUAAGAGAGCAGAAUUUGUUCUUAUUCUUGAUGAUUUGUGGAUCCAUUUUCCUCUGGAGAAAGUAGGGAUACCUGUCGGUGUGAAUAGAUGCAAGUUGAUUCUUACAACUCGUUCAUUAGAUGUUUGUUGGAGGAUGGGUUGCCAAAAAAAUUUCAAAGUGGAGCCUCUUUCCGAAAAAGAAUCCUGGGACUUGCUCAAGGAGAAAAUAGGUGAAGCAGUUUCAGUAGAAGUUAAACCAAUUGCAAAAUCUAUUGUGAGGGAAUGUGCUGGUUUGCCACUCGGAAUUAUAACAGUAGCAGGAAGCAUGAAGGGAGUGAAUGAUGUUUAUGAAUGGCGAAAUGCAUUGAGGGAACUGGAAGAAUCAAUAGUUUGGCAAGUUGACAUGGAAUCUGAGGUGUUCAGAAUAUUGAAAUUUAGUUACAAUCGGUUGAUUGAUUCAGCUUUGCAACAGGGUUUCUUGUACUGUGCAUUAUAUCCGGAAGAUCAUAAGGUCAGAAGAGCUGAGUUGAUAGAGUAUUUGAUUGUCGAGGGAGUAAUAGGAGGAGGAAGCAGGGAAGCAGAAUUUGAUAUGGGUCAUACCAUAUUAAAUAGACUUGAAAAGGUAUGCUUGUUGGAGGGUGUUGUGGAACGGGGAGACAGAUGUGUGAAGAUGCAUGACUUGGUUAGAGAUAUGGCCAUCCAUAUAAUGAAAGUGGAUCCACGAGUAAUGGUUAAAGCAGGUAAACAGCUUUUUGAAGUGCCAGAUUGGAGGAAUUGGGCAGAGGAUCUUGUGAGAAUUUCAUUAAUGUAUAACCACAUAAGGGAAAUUCCUUCUGGCUAUUCACCAAGGUGUCCCCAGCUUUCAACCUUAUUAUUGCGUGGCAAUAAUUUGAGAUCAAUUGCAGAUUCUUUUUUCAAUCAAUUGCAUGGGCUCAAGGUUCUGGAUCUUUCUUAUACCCACAUUGAACAAUUGCCAGUUUCCAUCUCUCUUUUGAUGAAUCUAAGUGCCUUGUUGCUCAGAGGGUGCAACAGGCUAAGGCACAUGCCAUCAUUGGCACAACUUACAGCGGAUAUGCAUUAUACAAAAGUUAAACAUGUGCCUCAAGGCAUGGAAUUGCUUUUGAAUCUCGAGUAUCUGGAUCUCAGUGACACAGAAAUAGAGGAGUUACCAACUGGAAUAUUACUGAAUCUUUCCUCUCUGCAAGUCCUCAUACUUGACCAAGUUAAAGCAGAGGAAAUAGCAUCCUUGAGGAAGUUGGAAAGAUUGCAAUGUCGUGUCUAUAACGUUGGUGAGCUGAAUGCAUACACAACUUCAACACGUACGCCCAAUCUAAUCCAAUACUAUCUGCUAGUAGCUCAACAUAAGCCCCCAGACAACUUGUUAUCACGAGGUUCGAAAGUUGUAUAUUUUGAUAAUUGCAGUAUCAGUGAAGGUGAAGAUGCUGUACUUCUCCCAAAAGAUGUCCAGUGUCUGGAUUUUUAUCGUUGCAACAUCAAAAGAAGCAGCUUAUGCUUGAAAAAUGCAACUGAACUAAGAUCUUUCACAAUAGCGUCUUGUCAUGGGAUAGAAUGUUUGUUCUCGUCAGCCUCCUCUUCAUCUAUAUUUCAAAGCCUUGAGGAUUUGUAUGUUAGCGAUUUAAAGGACUUGCAUUUCCUCUUUGGUAGAGAAGCAGAUAUGGCAUCGCCACCAGCAAAAUUUAUACCACUGUCACCACCACUAGGUAGCUUUUCCCUUCUGAAGAAAUUUGUAGUGUGGGGAUGUCCAAGUAUAAAGAAGCUGUUCCCUCCUGGCUUGUCUUCAAACCUUCAAAACCUGGAAGACAUCUCUGUUCAUUAUUGUAAAAAUAUGGGGGAGCUGAUAGCAAUGGAAGAGCAACUAGGAAGCCAUAAAAGAAAGGGCAUUCUUCAAUGCCCUUUCCCAAAAUUGCAGUCUUUUAGUUUGAGUAAUUUACCAGAGCUAAAGAGCAUUUAUAGUGGAAAAAUGAUUUGCAAUUCUCUGCGUACAAUUUAUGUAAACAGUUGCCUGAAGUUAAAGAGGAUGCCGUUCUCUCUUAUGGCGCUGGACAAUGACCAACCGUCUCCUCUUCCUUCUCUCCAGAACAUCAAAAUAUUUCCCCAAGAAUGGUGGGAUUGUGUUGAAUUGGACCAUCAUGAUGCCAAGAGUGUCCUCUUGCCCCUUUGUCAGUUCAAGCAAUUCUGAAGAACAACUGGUGAUGGAAUGUGCAGCAAGUAGAGGGAAGCCACUUCAUCUUCACUGAUCGAUGUUCUAUUCACUCAACAACCAUUCCACCACUUCACGUUGUCUGGGCUUCAUUUCUUCAAUGCAGGAAGUAUUCCCACUUUGAACCAAAGUGAAUUUUCUUGCCGUGUACUUCCACUAUUACUGUAUAUGAAUUUCUACUUUUAAUAUACUUUAUAUAACCCAUGCUUUGUUAUGAAAUAAUCUUCUUUAUAGGA